ACGGAUAUCCUUUACCAUGCAACAUCAAGAUUUCAGACUUUGAUUGUGUCCCAGUAAAGUUGUCUGAUCAGUACCUAACCACUUUCAGGAAUUCAUUGUGUUGCUCUACAAACGUGCAGAAAAUUACGUGCUCAACGAUCAUCAACGCCAUACUGAAUCUGAGGAGGAACAAAUCCGAGAAUAUCGCGAAGCUAUUGAGACAAUCUAUCACUUAAGGAGUGAACGACGACACACCAAGUCACGGAUUGUUGAGCAAGUUGCAGUGGAGGAAGCUCCAACACUUGUGCUAGACGAAUCCGAUGUAGUUGGCGUUGCUUCAGCAGUAGAAGCUCUUAAGCAGGAAGCGGUCCCAUCAAGAGAUGAGCUCUAUGCAAUCUAUGAAAAAGCUCUAGCUCGACAUAAAAACAUAGUAAUGAAGAGGCAGCAGACUCUACAACAAGAAGACGAUGCGACCGAGUCCAUCAAUACAGCUACGGAAAAUUCCGAAGAAGAAUUGGUAGAAAAUGUGGCCCUGCGAGAUAAUGCUUGUGCCGCAGCAGCUCAGCCUCAACCAUCUUUGAUUACCUCUGAAGCAGAGCUCAAACAUGUCAUCGAAAAUCUAAACCCAGUGCCGUUGCCAUCGAAAGCUGAAGCCAAAGAGGAGGAAGUUGAAGCUGCAGAAGUGAGAAGCGAACCAAAACUUCGGCCUGUAGUUCCCGUUUCCAAACAUAGUGCUGAGCGUAGAAAUACCUUAGCAAGUUUACCUACAUUGCGGGAAGUGUCUCGGAAAGAUGCCAUAAUCCUUGAUAAAUUUGACUUUAUUGGAGAAUUUGAGAAAAGAUGCGGAAGAAGAAAAUUUGCACAGGGGCAAAAAAUGGACCUACCCGUCAUUGGUAAACCCCACAAAGCCGAUACAAUACAAAGCUACCGCAGAAAGGGUCUCUUCGAUGAUGUUGACUAUCGCAGACCUCCUAAUCUCCCCUGCUGUAACUCACAAGAAGAUGAAGGAUUAAGAAGAGCUCACAAUAUAUACACAUGUCAGGAGGAAGAAAAUCUAGCUGAUGCCAUGAAUAAGGAAGAAGAUUUACAGAAUAACAACAAUUCGUUUGAUUCUUACUUGACUGAGAAAAUUAUAAGAGCGGUUCUAGCUGAAAAGCCAGUAAGUCCAAUCUCUCCUAACAGGAGAAUGUCGAUGAUCAGCUGA
Messenger RNA from Cylicostephanus goldi, 1183 nucleotides. NCBI's taxonomy places the organism in Eukaryota, Metazoa, Nematoda, Chromadorea, Rhabditida, Strongylidae. The record is from the annotation of a GenBank genome assembly.